Polyodon spathula (Mississippi paddlefish) is the source of this 10040-nucleotide messenger RNA. Its product is annotated as protein unc-13 homolog B-like. The record is from RefSeq and is a predicted model, not a curated record. Gene Ontology annotation, biological process: synaptic vesicle maturation; presynaptic dense core vesicle exocytosis; synaptic vesicle priming. NCBI's taxonomy places the organism in Eukaryota, Metazoa, Chordata, Actinopteri, Acipenseriformes, Polyodontidae. The transcript has 35 exons. Gene Ontology annotation, molecular function: calcium ion binding; phospholipid binding; syntaxin-1 binding. Bases 470 to 6598 code for a protein of 2042 amino acids. Gene Ontology annotation, cellular component: presynaptic membrane; synaptic vesicle membrane; presynaptic active zone cytoplasmic component.
UGCUGGUAGAACUGAACGUUCCACUGGGCUGCUGUUUUUUCUGGCACGUGCCACUCAGUGUGCUCUCUCUCUUUCUCUCUCUCUCUCUCUCUCUCUCUCACGAUGGCUUAUUGCUAGAGAAAACUAUGCUCAUGCUGCACGGACCCUUUUCAUCCUAACCCUUGGAAUCGAUCUGCAUUUACUUACCUUGGAAAAUGGGCUAAGAAAUUACAUUUUUUUUUUUUUUUUUAUCCAACAAGCAAGUAUGUACGAACGCCAUGGGAAGCAUGCAUAGUGUAUCUGAAUACAAAUACUGAAUUCUAGAACUGUUAGUCUUGGUAGCCACAGAGUGCACUGUGUAGCACUUACUGGGUGGAGAAAAACUGCCCUGUGACUAAAGCUGAAAUGGCCAACCUCGCAAAUCUAGGCACAGGACCAAAGGCUUGGUUAGCUGCCUGAGCGUACAAACAGAAAGGGACUCGCUGCAGUCAUGUUCUCGAGAAGCACAUUCAACACCCCAGAUGCAGCUGAUAUUGCCCCACAUAAAAGGUCCAAGAAGGCGAACUUGAGCAAAAAGAGGUCUCCACGUCCAAAAGUUACUUUGGCUCUGAGGAACAAACUCCAGAAGUUUCUCCAAGGGUCUGGGGAGCCGUCAGACCAGGAUUACAGCCUCUCGUCUGUGGAGAUCGAAACAGACAUGUUUAUCUGCGGCAUUAAGAGGGACUCUUCCAACACCGAUGUUUCAGUCCUCCAGCUGCCGAAUGGCCAAGGCUAUGCUUUUAACCCUAGUGUUGCAUGUGUGGGGGAGGUGGAACUGAAUCAAGAAGGUAACAUCAAAAUCCCUUGCACCAUGCAAGCCAAUGGCCCAGAACUGGAGCCAGUUACAACUGAAGCAGUUCAAUCUGAUUGUCUUAAGGAAGAAGGGCUUAGGGAUAGCAUUUCAGAAGAUGGAACGAGCCCUGCCAGUGAAGCUGAGACACUUGUCUUUCCACUGCCAUCGAUUUUGAAAGGCGGGGAGGAGGAAGAGGAGGAAGAGACAAGCGACAUCAUUGAGCACAUCCUGAAAGAGCUCAGAGGGAUUAAUCGGAUACAAGCGGAACUCUCGGACCUCCGGCAGUAUCUGACGUCUGUCCGGGGUUCAGUAGAGGAGGUCUCCUGCUGUGUGGACUCGGUCCUGAGCGAAAUUGAGGGCUUGCGGUCGGGGACUGGACCCAUUCUCACCCCGAGACCCAACGACAGCAGUGGCUGCACAAGAGAGAAAGCAGAAGCAGCUCCACAAGAACUGAUAUGCAGCCUUUUGUCAGAGUAUCACUGCUGGCACAAGGAGGGCCAGGUUGUAGAAAGGGGAAAUAACCACCCCUUAAGACUUGAACCUACCUGCCAAGCAGGUGCCCUCCCUGAUACUAUAACGCAUGAGGCAGAUGAGUGCCAGGAGAAUUCUGACCACAGCUCAGACUUGCCCCCCACUUCAGCUUGCCGGCUUUACACUUUCGGCUCUCUGGUACGGCAGGACGGGCAGGACUAUCCAAGCACAAGCUCUGUGUCUUCAGGCCAGAGCUUCAAGUCAGAUGAAUUUGAUUUGGAAGAAUGCAACAUUUUUAAUUCCAACCAGGAUGUUGGCCACGAAUUGGAGACCAACAGCUGGGCUGACCUGGGCUUCAGGCACAGUAGGAGCUUUCAUGGUAAAGCUGAAUGGGAUGAAGAGGUAGGCUACUUUUGCCAGAAUGACUUGGAAGCCAAAGGACAUCUUAGUGAGCCAUACAAGUGCUGGGAUGGCAGGGAGGGAACAAGCAACACUCCAGCUCAGUCUUCAGGGAGUAGCUCAGAGCACUUGUCCUUAUUGUUUGGCCAUCAGUACCCCUCUAAUUCUCCCUCAUUUUCCCCAAGCUUGUCCUCUGAUUGGAGAGCUUGUGGGCAUGAUCCAGAAGUGCCCACUGGACAAGCAGGGAACUCCAGCCUUGGCAAUGAAUGUACAAUGGAAGGCCCAUUCUCCAUGGGUGUUGACCUUGCAGAGGGUUACAAAGAUGACAUGGUAAAUGUGGCCUCAGUUAGUCUUAGUCACAAUUCGAACACAUGCACUGACUGCGAAGAUUAUCAAGAAGGCCACUUGUUAGAGUAUUCUGCUGGAACAGGGAUAUUGGAAGAUGGAAGAUCAAGGAAUGUUGAAGCAUGGUCCACAGGAGUUGAGGAGGUCUCUUACCUCCCAAACCAUGCAGGUCGCUGUCAGCAGACUGAGGGAGACCUCCCUCUCCUCAGUCUGGAACCUGAGAGCACUGAGCUCCUCAACAUGGGAUUCAAUGUGAAGAGGAUUGGGAAAGCUGUCCAAACCUUUAAGUCAGCUUUAACAGGGGCUUUUAAAAAACGAGAGGGAACCAGCCCUUCCCAUCUGAAUGAACAUGAUGGAGGUGGUGCUUUCCUCAUUAGUCCAGACAACUGCCUAGUUGAGAAACCUUGGCUGAGAGAUGGCCACCAGAAUGGGGCCAUCUCGACUUCCUUCCUUGAGGUACCUCAAGAUGAACCGUAUAACAACACCUCUUCCCCGGAGACUGAUCUCCCUAAACGUGAGACUCAAGAGAGCCUGCUUUCCAUCAAAACACCUUCAGACCUCCACGAUUCACCCCGAACUCCACUCUCCCACUGCACUCCUACCGAAUCCUGUUCCGAACAGACCGUCCAGGAGUAUCCUGCGGCUGUGGGAUUACCCCAGGACGAGGUGUCCUCAAAUUCAGAAUGUGCCCCCAAGCUCAGUACUGAGAAGAUGGAAUACGUGCGCCAGGACACUGUCUACCUGAACAAGUGUCUCAAGAACUUCCAGAGCGUCCUGAAGGAGAAGAGACAAAUCCACAGGAAGAUGCUGAGGGAUAUAGCAAGAUACACAUAUACCUGCUCCGAGGAAGAGUUCAGUGCAGAAGGCAGUAGAGAAGAUGAGCAGGGCCGAGAUGAUGGAGAUCCUUCAAAUCCUUCCUGGAGUAAAGGAGGGCAGGGCGGAGGCCUCUUUGGCAUUGACAGCAUGCCAGACCUACGCAAGAAGAAGCCAAUUCCACUUGUUAGCGAUCUGGCUAUGUCCCUGGUUCAGUCGAGGAAGGCGGGAAUCACCUCGGCCCUGGCGACACGGACGUCCCUUAAGGAUGAGGAGCUGAAGAACCAUGUUUACAAGAAGACCCUGCAGGCCCUCAUCUACCCCAUCUCCUGCACCACGCCCCACAACUUCGAGGUGUGGACCGCCACCACGCCCACCUACUGCUACGAGUGCGAGGGGCUUCUGUGGGGCAUUGCCAGGCAGGGCAUGCGCUGCUCCGAGUGCGGGGUCAAGUGCCACGAGAAGUGCCAGGACCUGCUCAAUGCAGACUGUCUGCAGCGCGCGGCGGAGAAGAGCUCCAAGCACGGUGCGGAGGACCGCACGCAGAACAUUAUCAUGGCCAUGAAGGACCGCAUGAAGAUCCGCGAGCGCAACAAGCCGGAGAUCUUCGACCUCAUCAGAGACGUCUUCGUCAUCUCCAAGAUGGCACACGCACAGCAGAUGAAGACCAUCAAGCAGAGCGUGCUCGAUGGCACCUCCAAGUGGUCAGCCAAGAUCACCAUCAACGUGGUGUGUGCACAGGGUCUGCAAGCCAAGGACAAGACGGGCUCCAGCGACCCCUACGUGACCGCGCAGGUGGGCAAGACCAAGAAGAGAACCAAGACCAUCUAUGGGAACCUGAACCCUGUCUGGGAGGAGAAAUUCCACUUCGAGUGCCACAACUCCUCUGACCGCAUCAAGGUGCGCGUGUGGGACGAGGACGAUGACAUCAAGUCCCGGGUGAAGCAGCGGCUGAAACGAGAGUCGGACGACUUCCUCGGGCAGACCAUCAUCGAGGUGCGCACCCUGAGCGGGGAGAUGGACGUCUGGUACAACCUGGAGAAGAGAACAGACAAGUCUGCCGUGUCAGGAGCAAUCCGGCUGCAGAUCAGCGUGGAGAUCAAAGGAGAGGAGAAGGUGGCACCCUACCACAUCCAGUACACCUGCCUGCAUGAGAACGAGUUCCACUACCUGGUGGACGUGCAGGGCAACGGGAUGGUGAAGAUCCCUGAUGCCAAGGGAGACGACGCCUGGAAGGUGUACUUCGACGAGGUGGCACAGGAGAUUGUGGACGAGUUUGCGAUGCGCUAUGGGAUAGAGUCCAUCUACCAAGCCAUGACCCACUUUGCCUGUCUGUCGUCGAAGUACAUGUGCCCGGGCGUGCCAGCGGUCAUGAGCACAUUGCUUGCCAACAUCAACGCCUACUACGCUCACACCACCGCCUCCACCAAUGUGUCCGCUUCUGACCGCUUCUCCGCCUCCAACUUCGGGAAAGAGCGGUUUGUUAAGCUACUCGACCAGCUUCACAAUUCCCUGCGCAUCGACCUCUCCAUGUACCGCAACAACUUCCCAGCCAGCAGCCCGGACCGACUGCAAGAUCUAAAAUCCACCGUGGAUCUGCUCACCAGCAUCACUUUCUUCAGAAUGAAGGUGCAAGAGCUGCAGAGCCCCCCCAGGGCCAGCCAGGUGGUGAAGGACUGUGUGAAGGCCUGCCUCAACUCCACCUACGAGUACAUCUUCAACAACUGCCAGGAGCUGUACAGCCGCGAGUACCAGACUGACCCGAAUAAGAAGGACGUGCCUCCAGAAGAGCAGGGGCCGAGCAUUAAGAACCUGGAUUUCUGGCCCAAACUCAUCACCCUCAUAGUGUCCAUCAUUGAGGAGGACAAGAACUCCUACACCCUCGUCCUCAACCAGUUCCCCCAGGAGCUCAAUGUAGGGAAGGUCAGUGCGGAGGUGAUGUGGAACCUCUUCGCCCAGGACAUGAUGUAUGCAAUGGAAGAGCAUGAGAAGCACAGGCUGUGCAAGAGUGCAGACUACAUGAACCUGCACUUCAAGGUGAAGUGGCUCUACAACGAGUAUGUACGAGACCUGCCUGCACUCAAGGGGGGCGUCCCGGAGUAUCCUGCGUGGUUUGAGCAGUUUGUGUUGCAGUGGCUGGAUGAGAAUGAGGACGUGUCUAUGGAGUUCAUGCAUGGAGCCCUAGAGAGGGAUAAGAAGGACGGGUUCCAGCAGACGUCUGAGCAUGCACUGUUCUCCUGCUCGGUGGUGGACGUGUUCACUCAGCUCAACCAGAGCUUCGAGAUUAUCAAGAAGCUGGAGUGUCCCGACCCGGUCAUCAUGGGCCACUAUAACAGGAGGUUUGCCAAGACCAUCGGCAAGGUGCUGCUGCAGUACGCCGACAUUGUCUCCAAGAACUUUGAGCCUUACUGCUCCAAAGAGAAACUGCCCUGCAUUCUGAUGAACAACAUCCAGCAGCUCCGGGUCCAGCUGGAGAAGAUGUUUGAGGCCAUGGGAGGCAAGCAGCUGGAUGCGGAGGCCAGUGAUACCCUGAAAGAGCUGCAGGUGAAACUGAACAACGUGCUUGACGAGCUGAGCACUGUCUUUGGGAACAGUUUCCAGCCCAAGAUUGAGGACUGUUUCAAGCAGAUGGGUGAUAUCCUGUGCCAGGUGAAGGGCACUGGUAACGUCCCAGCCAAUGCCCAGAGCACACUGGCAGCAGAUGCAGACAACGUGCUAAGGCCACUCAUGGACUUCCUAGAUGGAAACCUGAUGCUCUUUGCCAAGGUUUGUGAGAAGACGGUGCUGAAGAGAGUCCUGAAGGACCUGUGGAGGAUCGUCAUGAACACCAUGGAGAAAUCCAUUGUCCUGCCUCCUCUCACAGACACCUCGACUCAUGGCACGCAGUUGAUUUUCACAGCAGCGAAGGAGUUGGGACACCUGUCCAAGCUGAAGGAUCACAUGGUGCGGGAGGAAGCAAGAAGCCUUACCCCCAAGCAGUGUGCCAUCCUGGAUCUGGCCUUGGAUACUAUAAAGCAAUACUUCCAUGCAGGAGGGAACGGGCUGAAGAAGACGUUCCUGGAGAAGAGCCCUGAGCUGCAGUCUCUGCGCUACGCCCUGUCCCUCUACACCCAGACCACCGACACCCUCAUCAAGACCUUCGUGCAGACGCAGACCGCGCAGGUGCAUGAUGGGAAGGGUAUUAGGGUUACCGCUAACGAGGAUGUCCGUCCUAAUAAGGGCUCUGGAGUGGAUGACCCGGUCGGAGAAGUGUCAAUACAGGUCGAUCUGUUCACACACCCAGGCACCGGAGAGCACAAGGCCACUGUGAAAAUUGUGGCAGCGAAUGAUCUGAAGUGGCAGACCUCGGCAAUGUUCCGACCCUUUGUGGAGGUAACGAUGAUCGGACCCCACCUGAGCGACAAGAAACGCAAGUUCACCACCAAGUCCAAAAACAACAACUGGGCCCCCAAAUACAACGAGACCUUUCACUUUAUCCUGGGGAACGAGGAUGGGCCGCACUGUUACGAGCUGCAGGUGUGUGUAAAGGACUACUGCUUUGCGCGGGAGGACCGCGUGCUGGGGAUCUCCGUGAUGCAGCUGCGGGACAUCGCAGACAAGGGCAGCUGUGCAUGCUGGUGUCCGCUGGGGCGCAGAGUGCACAUGGACGAAACGGGACUGACAGUGCUGCGAAUCCUCUCACAGCGCACCAACGACGAGGUCGCACGCGAGUUCGUCAAGCUCAAGUCAGAGUUGCGCUCGGCCGAGGAGGGGAGCUGAGGACGCUACGCCACUGCUGCUCAGCCAGCGGCGGGGUUGUCUUCUCUAUCUCUGGACUACACUGUUAAUCUGUAUUGAGAGGGACGGGCUCUUCACUUCACAACAGGGAUUUCCUGAACACACAUUUCACACGGAACCUCUUCUGUUCCGUCUCUCUGCUGUGGUCUCUCUUGAUUUGUGAAGUGUCUGGGUGUUUACGAUUUUGUCCACAGUUCGGGUUUGAAUUACUAUGCUUGUCAUUUUCAAUUUAUUAUUAGUGUUACUAUUGUUAUUAUUAUGGAUACUUCUGCUACUAGUAGUACUAUCAUAGUCGAUAGUUUGAAUACGUUUUAAACUAAUAUUUAUAGGUAUAAGGAAUAGCCAAAUGAAGAACUGUCAGGCAGAUUUUGGAUCUGAACUGAAAGGCACUUGUAUAUGUGGUUUACAGGUUUAGCUGUGGUAGUCUGAGCUCUAAUCUGAUAGUUUAGCGGUUACCUGGAGAGAAGAUAUACUUUGUACUGUUAGUUGUUGCGAGCUGAUAGAGAAAUAGUCAAUUAUAUUGCUUGUAAUUCCCUUGAGAAAUGCAUUCAGUGUCACUCUGUGGGGUGAUUUAACAUGAGUCUCGAAGGCGCGGAAAAAAAACGUACUAUUAAUGUGUAUAUCAAUCUGUUCUCUUUUAAGUGUAUAAACUUCCAGACUGCCUUCCUUAAUCACCUUAGUUUGCUCAACAGAGAGAGAUAAUUGGACGCGAUGCAUAAAUCAGAAAGUUGGCAAUUUCAGUUAUAGUUUAUACAGCAAUUGAAAACGAUUCUUUACUGUAUUUGUAAUUAAAGUGCUUGACAAAAUAAGUGCAUUACGCAGUACUUGAUCAGCCUCUUCUAUUGAUCAGUCGCUGCUAUUUAUUUAAUGCUUUGUCUUAGGAAUUGAUCCAUUUGUUUAGGGCCAUUCAAUGCAUGUUCUAUAUGUUCUGAUCCAAUCAUCAGAGACCAUGGCACUUUUUUUUGCAAAUGUGAAAGUCUCUGUUGUGAAAUUGCCUCUUACCAGAAGUUGCAUUGUCCCUGCUCUGGCUUUGGCUCUAUAAAAUAAAACUAUAAAACACAAUUGUUCUUACAGAUAAUGCAUACAUACUGUACCCUUACCUUAACAAGAAAAAAGUUUUAAAAAUAUUUUGCAAGGGACCAGGUGGAUAAUGAUCACAUCUGCCAAUAUUCUCUGAACAGGACCAAACUGAAAGUGAUCUGCAUUGCGGUGCUGUGGUACCUUAUCACACACGCCAUACUGCUGCUCUUUCAUCUUCACCUUUGCCAAGAGCAAAAAGAGAAUGCAACUUUCACAUUCCCUUUUUUGUUGUUGUUGAUGCUGGUAAUGCUGUAUCCCUCUUCAAAAGCUAGUCUGAUAUAGUCUCUGAGCAUUGGUGUCAAAGGCUGGGACCAGAUAAGGCUAACGUUUCUAAAGCCAGGAGUGUGACGGUUGCUUUGAUUUGCACACAAAGGUCAACCAUCACAAGCAAGAUCCUUUAUUAACCGGACAGGGGUGACUGAUUUAUCCUUCUGACGGCUUACAAGAAAACAGGUUUCCCUCAAACAGUGUUCUUUUAUAUGACACCAGUGACUUAUAAACCACACCAUGAAAGUAUUCUGUUUGACACCUAUGGCUCAGAGAAACUGAUAGGGAGAAAAAUUACAGGAACAUUAUUUAAACAGUUGUAUACAGGACGUAUAACACUGUAUUUCAGCACCCGGCUACUUCCUCCUUUAAAGCCACAGCCCAUUCGUUAUACAAGAGGUAACCCUCAGUGCUUCAAGCAACAACAGUAUGGUCCAGUGAUCACAUGGAAUCAUGGGUGUUGUAGUUCAACAACAGUAGGGUCCAGUGAUCACAUGGAAUCAUGGGUGUUGUAGUUCAACAACAGUAGUGUCCAGUGAUCACAUGGAAUCAUGGGUGUUCAACAACAGACCGGUGAGAAGGAAAGACUUACAACACCCAGCAUUCUACAACAGGGGUAUUAAAACUGAAUCGCGUGCAGUACAUUCCAAGUUCCUCCCAGCUAGUUCCAGAUCCUGCACUCAGUCAAGCUCAAAUUUGUAUACUGGUGUUACAUAUGUAAAUUAUAUAUAGAGAUAUAUUAAAAGCAAUAGAUAAAAUAAAUAAUUAAAAAAACUCAAGUUUUGAUUGGAUGUGAUGAGAGUAUGCCAACAUGUUUUAUAUUAUGUUUUUAUGACAUCCCAUCAAUCAUUUAUAGACCUUGCAUCCCAGUAAGAGACAUCUAUGCUAGACCAAAAAAAAUAAAACAUAACGUCAUAGUUUUUUUCAAGCCUAAAUUGUGUGCCAUCAACUGUGUUGCAUAGUCAGAAGUAUGACCUCUUCUAAAUCUGAAAGUGCCAUACCACUACAUGGGUGAAUCACUCAAGAAACCUGAGCAGGUGACUCUGGAAAAAGGUUCGGUUCAGCUAUUAGUUACCUCAGGGGGGGCUUGGUCUUUAUGAUGGUCAAGCUCAGUAGAAAUGCUAUUUCCAACUUUUUGUAACAGGCUAGCAAUUGACAUACUUACAAUUUUCCAGAAAUUACAUUUGUCACAUCAGCUAGGUGCUAAAGAAACCAGCAUGUCGACAUACAUCACUUUGCCAUGAAUGCUAAAUCUGAUGCAAGAUUACUGGAAGUAUUUUAAGGGCUAGGUCCAUAUUCUUUUUUGAAAGACUGGGGCGACUAUCACUGAAUACACCACAAACGGGUUUGGAAAACUUGGAAUGUACUGUACGCACUCAUUGACUCACAAUGUGAAGAGUAAUACUGCAUUCUCUGUGUAUACCUUGUGCCAAGACGUGCAGGCGCUCAACUCUUGCACAUUCAUAUAUAUAAAGAGCAUGUCUUGUAUAGCAAUCAAAGUACAUAGCCCUUCAUUUGUGAAUUUUUAAUAUAUGUAUAGCCACUUGAGAAAAAAAUGAUGCUAAAUAAAUAUAGAAAUACACAUGUGUUAGGGAACUGACAACUAAGUGCUUAAAAUAAGUCAUUAAUUUUGUACAUAAAUUAUUUAAGAAACAGCUCUAGUGUGUUUGUGGUGUUUAUUUAUUAAUGUAUUGGGGCACUGUGAUUCGCUCACUCGGAGAGAGAUAAGCCAGCAGCCUGACCUCUCUUUGGUUGAAGCUGUUCAGUGGCUCCUCCCUCUUGUUGAGGGCUGGCUACACUGAUGUGAAUGCAGUAGGUCAGCGCUGCCUAAUGCUUUAAGUGGGUUACACUGGGAGACGGUUCUUCCCAGUGCUAUUUAUGUCGUUUAAUUGAGACGUCACUUUGUUUAAUUGGGAUGCAGUAUUUUCAAGUGAGGAACAGAGAGCGCUUUGCAGAGCAGGCAGGUCGUGUAGCACUGUGCAGGAAGUGUGCGAUCACCCUUGUGUAAAUUGUGUAAACCAUGUUGAGCUCUUGAAGGAGCUGCUGGAGUCUCCUGUGGUUCUCAGGCUGCACAGAA